GGAGAAGUUUUCGCGCCACGUGAACAGGGGCCUGACCAUAUAUGGAAAAAACAGUUUUAUUCAUCAGUGCGUCAUUUCCGGUAGAGAAACAGAGCUGAGGCCCGGCGAGCACGGAGUGACAGAGUGCGCGAGCGCUAGCCGCAAUUUUCUACUCAAAACCUAACCAGCUGAGAUCCAUUUUUGUUUUUUUACGGAGAUAUAUCUACGACUCGUGAAGAAUAUUCCAGUGACUUCUCACCAUUGCCAUGACUGACUGCAGUGAUUUGGACAGACAAAUAGAGCAGCUUCGACGCUGCGAAAUCAUCAAGGAGGGAGAGGUAAAAGCUCUCUGUGGCAAGGCCAGAGAAAUCCUUAUAGAAGAAAGCAAUGUCCAGAGGGUCGACUCGCCAGUUACAGUGUGUGGGGACAUCCACGGGCAGUUCUAUGACCUUAAGGAACUUUUCAAGGUUGGGGGGGACGUGCCAGACACAAACUACCUGUUCAUGGGGGAUUUUGUAGACAGAGGGUUUUACAGUGUGGAGACAUUCCUGUUGCUACUUGCUCUUAAGGUUCGUUAUCCAGACCGUAUUACGCUGAUCAGAGGCAACCACGAGAGUCGACAGAUCACACAGGUGUACGGGUUCUACGACGAGUGCCUGAGGAAGUAUGGGUCCAUCACGGUCUGGAGAUACUGCACCGAGAUCUUCGACUACCUCAGCUUGUCAGCCAUUAUAGACGGGAAGAUUUUCUGUGUACACGGAGGCCUGUCCCCAUCCAUCCAGACAUUAGACCAGAUUCGCACAAUAGAUAGAAAACAAGAGGUUCCUCAUGACGGCCCCAUGUGUGACCUGCUGUGGUCCGAUCCAGAGGACACGCAGGGGUGGGGGGUCAGCCCCAGGGGGGCGGGGUACCUGUUUGGCAGCGACGUGGUCGCACAGUUUAACGCUGCUAACAACAUUGACAUGAUCUGCCGAGCACAUCAGCUGGUGAUGGAAGGGUACAAGUGGCACUUCAACGAGACAGUCCUGACAGUGUGGUCAGCUCCUAACUACUGCUAUAGGUGUGGAAAUGUAGCGGCCAUACUAGAACUAGACGAACACUUGCAGAAGGACUUUACCAUCUUUGAAGCAGCACCUCAAGAAGCCAGAGGCAUUCCUUCCAAGAAACCUCAGGCAGACUACUUCUUGUAAUUCCUCUUAAGAUGUUAUCGACUGCAGCCCUGUUCCCUAAGACACUGUGACGUCUUGUGCUGAGAUUUUAAGACUCAGAAGGAUACUUAUUCCUUCUUCUGGGGAUCAUGACAAGAGUUUUGGGACCUUACUGAAAAAUUUUAGGAUAACAUUUAACUUUGUUGCAGUUGAAACAGGACAAACAUUAAAUAUAGUAAGUUGGCAAAAAAAAAGCAAACCUCACAUCCUGACACUUACAAAAAUACAGUACUCACCUCAGUUGAAGGUCUCUGUUUUCUAUGCUUUCCUUCACUGACAACCAAUGUUAGUAGCAAGCAAGGAAAGAAGGAUAAGACUGAAACAGGAAGUUAAGUAUAUUUUAUGCCAUACUUUGUCUCUAGGAGGUGGUUUUUAAGUGUGACAAACUCAACUUCUUGGAGAGCAGUUGUAGUCUUUCCAAAAACACAUGGAUAAGUGAAAUGCUCUGAUUGUUUCUACUUAAUCUUGGCCACUUACUAGUUUACAUUUAACAAAAUUUUAGACCAAAUAGAUGACACAAAAAAAGAGUCCUUUAACUUUUAAGCCUACCAUUUGUACAUGGAUGUGCUUAUAGGACAGGGUAGCGGGGUGAAGUUCCAUUGGAUUAGCGUUUCAGGCCUCACUUAGCUUUCAGGUAUCUGUUUCAUAUGUCAGUGGCACAGACGAUAUCUAAUGUAGGACCAGAAUUCCAAAGAAUUAUCCAAAUCAUGUUCACAUCUCUCUUUCUUUGUACCCCACCCUGUUUAUAUAUGUAUAUGUUAGUAUCUGUGAUAUGUAUUGUUAGGUCUGAGCAUACGUGCAACAUUUUGAAGUCUUCGCCUCAGACCUUCAGUCCAGCCACUACAAAAAGCUCCUUCCUUUCUUGACUCCCCAAGUACAGACAAGACCCAGGCACCACUGACAAUCCUACUGCAAGGAAAGACACAAGAGGGAAAAUCUAUUUUAGUCUUUGAUGUCAGCUGUGCAGGGUUAGGAGGAAAUAUUUUCUGAAAAUGUCACUCAAUUUGUCAAUGGUACCAUUUCUAAUUAUGUUGAUUUUGUGGGUAUUAGAAUGGCGUAGGGGGAAUUUAGUGAAAAAGAAUUAGUUUUUACUUGUAUAUAAAGCUGAGAAAUAGUGUCCUAUCAUGUCUACUGCACAUUAGAGAAUCAAGGAAACUUUAGAAUAUAAUGCACUGUAAUUAUUCUUUUUCACUGCCAUGUUACUUUCCUGUGUGUGGUAAGUCUUAUAUUAUUGAGCCACAAAAAAUGCCAUGUAUGAAAGGUGAUGAAUAACUUUCGUAUCAGUUGAUGUUAUAUAUGCAGUUACCUUGUCAUUUUUCAUGCUUAACUGUGACUUCUUGAUAUGAUUUUAUGUCACAUGGUAAUAUUGCAUUGCUAGAACAGUCAGAACUCAUUGUUAUGAAAUUAUGUGUCGUAACGCAAAAAUGCAAAAAAGUCAAAUAUGAACAUAGGGACAGUCAUCAAACUUCAUUGCAAAUUACUAAUUGAAAGUGCUGCUGUGUUGAUUCGUUUUCACAUCAGCAACUGGCAACAGGCAUUGCUUUCGUACAACAUUUAAAAGCCUGUUGGUUGCUGAAUGGCAUUUUUGAAAAAGGCUUCACCAAACACCUUUUCAAUCAGACAGUGGUGGCAUCAAAAGACCUACAGUGAAGAUUCCUAACAUUUUGAGAAAUACAGAGCAGUCUUGUGAGAAUAGCAAAUAGGUGGUGUUCUACAAAUAAUCUAAAACAUGGGUAGUUCACAAAUGACUUGAAAAAUAUUUCAGUUGAGUUGGGGACUUAUUGGGCAAGUUUAUAUUUGUCAUAAAAAGAUAUCUAUCAACAAUGUUUUAAACAGGCAUACUAUUAUCCAUUGUAAUGACUUGUUUAUGAGUAGUUACCAUGUAUUUUUCAGUAUCUGGAUAACUAUGUUCCUUGGUUGUUGACUAUGUAUUUUGUUUGUGUAAUACAAGCUGAGGUAUAGCUGUCCUUCCUGUAGCUGCUAACUACAAGAUAUAGACAAUGACUUUUCUCUGGGUGAUUCCAUUCAGAAAGUAGGAUGGGGGUGGGGAUAAAAUUGGAGUCAAAAGAAAGACCUGGCUUUGAAAUGGGUAGUCCAAAAUAUGAAAGCGUUUGAAAAAAAAGACUCCUCCCUCACCCUCUAAACUUUCUAAAUGGAUUUGUGUAUCUAUUAUUGUUACCAUUACUACUUGCCUGUAAUCUACCUACUCUGCCAAAUGUUAAUACUAGUAUUUAAUGUACAUUUGUUCAUUUUCUGCAGUUGCCCCACCUUAUAUUUUUACCACUCAAGAAAGAUCCUUACAAAAUGUGUAGCGGUGCAGAUGUUAGUUCAUAGGGAGAUGUGACUUUUUAUUUGUGAAGAACCAAGUGUCCAAAUAAACCGAGAAACAGUUUCUAUCA
Molecule: messenger RNA, 3586 nt
Organism: Branchiostoma floridae (Florida lancelet)
Lineage: Eukaryota; Metazoa; Chordata; Leptocardii; Amphioxiformes; Branchiostomatidae
Product: serine/threonine-protein phosphatase 4 catalytic subunit
Exons: 9
Coding region: 246-1169 (307 amino acids)
Biological process (GO): double-strand break repair via homologous recombination; peptidyl-serine dephosphorylation
Cellular component (GO): nucleus; cytoplasm
Molecular function (GO): protein serine/threonine phosphatase activity
Source: RefSeq, a predicted model, not a curated record